This is a messenger RNA of Myxocyprinus asiaticus (Chinese sucker), 3523 nucleotides long. RefSeq names its product divergent protein kinase domain 1A. The coding region runs from base 262 to 1548 and encodes 428 amino acids. The record is from RefSeq and is a predicted model, not a curated record. NCBI's taxonomy places the organism in Eukaryota, Metazoa, Chordata, Actinopteri, Cypriniformes, Catostomidae. The transcript is spliced from 5 exons.
GCGGCACUUGAAAGUGUAGCCGCUGGAUGUCAACCAAGACGACUCGAAUAACAUGAAUUCUUAAGGAAAAUAUAAAUAUACAUUGCAGCCUUGGGGAAGUCUCGGAUGUGAGGACAUCGGCUGGCCGCGAGGACUGAACACGUAAUGCCGAGCACGAGCCAAAUCACCUGAAGUUCGCUGGACAGUAUUUCGUUUUCUUGUUCAGCAGAUGGAGACUCUUCGCUCAAGAUAGCCCAGUCUUUGAGAUGAUACAUUUCUGCAAUGGCGAGGGGUCUGUUUUCACGGGCCUGGAUGUCAAAGACAUAUCUCUUUCAGGCUCGCCUGUCUUAUAUUCGAGUGAAGUAUCUCUUCCUCACUUGGCUUGCGGUGUUUGUGGGCAGUUGGGUUGUGUAUGUGCAAUACUCUACUUACACUGAGCUGUGCAGGGGACGAGAAUGCAAAAACAUCAUUUGUGAGAAAUACAGUAAGGGUAUUAUUGACGGCUCUGCCUGUAGCAGCCUAUGUGAAGAAAGCUCAUUGUACUUUGGACGGUGCCUCUCCACCAAGCCAAACAAUCAGGUGUAUACAAGCAGCUGGGGUGACCAGGAUGGCGUCAUUAAGUGUCAGCUGGGUGACGUCCUGCACUAUGAGCUGGGAGAGGAACUGAGGCCAAAGAAAGAGAUAGCACUCUUUGACAAACCCACUCGGGGAACCUCUGUAGAGAAGUUCAAAGAGAUGGUUGCAAGUCACUUGAAGGCAAAAGUCGGAGAACAAGCAAACCUCUACAGUUUGGUGACGUUGAUUCUCUCAGUGGCAGACAGCAACAAAGACGGCCUUAUCUCUCUCCCAGAGGCCAAGUCUGCUUGGGCUUUGCUGCAGCUCAACGAGGUUCUGCUUGCGGUGGUCCUCCAGGGCCGCGAGCACACGCCUAGACUUUUAGGCUUCUGUGGGGACCUGUACAUGGUGGAACGGGUGCCCCACGCACCAUUAUUUGGACUCAGCCUUCCAUGGCCCAUGGAGCUGUGGAUGCCUACUGGGAUGCGGCAAAGCAUGGACCAGUGGUUCACACCUUCAUGGCCCCGCAAGGCCAAAAUCUUUAUCGGUUUGCUGGAACUUAUAGAAGACAUCUUCCACGGUACCUUUGGAAGCUUCUUAAUGUGUGACAUGAGAGCCAGUACUUUUGGUUACACCGAUCGCCAUGACCUCAGACUGGUGGAUGGGCGGCGUGUGGUAGCUGAAGAGGCCUUCAAACAGGCCAUGAUCCUCCAGCGCUGUGAGGAAGACGAGGACUGUGUUUAUGGUGUGGACUGUAGGACUUCAUGCAACCUUGCUGAACAUCGUUGCACAGCCAAGGUGGCUCAGCCCAACCUGGCUAGGGCUUGUGGAGCAUUGAAGGAUUACCUCCUACGAGGAGUUCCCUUCCAUCUUCAGGAAGAGCUGGAGAAGCAGCUGUACGCCUGCAUGGCCCUCAAAGGUUCAGCCGAGCAGAUGGAAAUGGAACACUCGCUCAUUCUCAACAACCUCAAGACACUGCUGUGGAAACAGAUUUCACACACUAAUGACUCAUGAAGUACAAUAAGCUACAUUGGUGACAACAUUGAGAUUUUUGAAUGUCUUUUCAGGGCUCAACAAUAAGGAUUUGUUUUUCUGCUUAUCCAGCCAGUAAUUCCGAUUUUUUUUUUUUUCUUGCCCUGCCAACAUUUUGACUGGCCCUGCCACAAAAAAUAAAUAAGACACAUUCAUUGUUUUUUAGCAACAUAUUUUAUGAAUCAAAAUCAUAUAUUCAUAUUUUUCAUUUAAUGUUAUUUAAAAAAAAUUAUUGAAGAUACUACAGAUUAUUUUAAUUUUACUACAAAUUUUAGUAGUAAAAUUAUCUGGACCCGCCACAAAAAAAGAUGAAUAAAUUGUAUUUUUAGGAACAUAUUUUAUGCUUCAGAAAAAUAUAUUAACAUUUUUCAUUUAAUGUUACAAUUUCUUGAAAUAUAAACAAAUAUUUGUGUUUUACUACAAAUUACUUUUAUUUUACUAAAAUUUAUUUUGAAUUUGCAACAAUAACUGGACAUUAUGCAACCAUAAUAUAACUCCAUGGAAACUAUGAAUUAAUGCACCUACUUUUGCUGGAAAUUUGGAUGGAAUUUGGUCCAUAAAUAUUCCCACUAUGUUUGAUGCCCCUAAAACUAUCACAAGUCUUUCUCGAAAUUCGACAAAACCCUUAUCUCUGUUAGCAAGCUUGAUAAUGAUACCUUGCGGCAUAUUUAAUUCACAAGAAUAAUGUUCUGCACAUCACACAAAACAACAUUUUUGUUGCAAAUCCAAUAUCUCACCUCCUGUCUACUGAGAUGCUUUCAUCUGGCUAGUUUUUGAAGACAGUAUAGAUCCAACCUUUGUUGACUUUUAUAUCCCAAAUUUAAACAGCGUGUGAUGGAGCAGGUAAAAUCAGAAAUUAGUAAUUGUCCCGUUGUAAUUGUCAACUAAUGACCCCAUUUCUAGAGAGCAGAAGUCAUUGUAGAUUCUAAAUAUUUGUUCUGGUAUGUCUAAAGCUCACUAGAAAUAGUUGUAGGUCAUUUUAGACAUGACUUUAUGGUGCCUUAAACAGUCUUUACAGGUACCUUCAUAUGCAAAUCUUCUCCUCUGAAGUCACUGACUGAUUGGGCAGUGAGGCAUCAAGGCAGCUGCCUUAACUUUUGGACGCAGCCAUAAUGACAACCAGUACUGGCCCAUUCUCUGACAUUGGCCCAGGUCAUCAUUCCAUCCUAAUUGUUGAGCUCUGCUUUUGACAAGAGAAUAAAAUGCUGGAAGGAAAACUAAUAUUGCCUCCGUCUUGGUAGGCUCAAGAAGUGGCUUGUGAUGAUAUUCAGUGCUGCUCUGAUACUCUGAUCUUAACAAGCCCUUUUAGAAUUACAACAAAUUAUUCUCAGGCUCAACAUUUGAGUAAAAUUCACAUUUCUGUUUUAUGUUCAUGUCUUAAUACUUUGUCACACACAAUUGAUCUGUGAUCUUGCUUCUUUUACGAUUCCUUCAAAUGUUCUGAAGGAGCAAAUGAUGAUAACUCUGCAUCCAUUAUUGGAUGUUAACAUAGAAAGCGAAAGAAAUGCACUCGCCAACAACUGUGGUUGUAUCAGUCUUGUACUGUAAUGUUUUUCAUUAAUGAGCACAGCAAAAAGAGCCAUUCUGAAAUGGACACAUGAAUCAAAUGCUUUGAUAUGCAUGUUGCAUUUUUAUUUUCAAUGCUUUCAUGAUCCAAAUGUUUACAAGAGUGGGGUAAGGGAAUGACAUUGCAUUGUUGGUUCAUUUUCUUUUUUUCUUCAAAUUAUUGAAUUGAUCCCUUUGGUAUGUUGGGUUCAGUCUGGACACAUAAGGCAUGUCACUUGAUAUGGUAAAGAUGGUUGUAUUAUGUAAGCUAAAAUAAUAUGAAAUAUGACGUCUGUCUUAACAGUCAUGAUUCAUGAUGUACUAAUGAAUGGAAGUGAUAAAUGGUGCUUAGGAUGUUUUGGAUUGCACAUAUACUUCAAUUCAUAACACAUUGCUGCUGAUUAAGAGUAAA